Messenger RNA from Larimichthys crocea (large yellow croaker), 3598 nucleotides. It is a transcript of the gene krt222, whose product is annotated as keratin 222. NCBI's taxonomy places the organism in Eukaryota, Metazoa, Chordata, Actinopteri, Sciaenidae. The transcript is spliced from 11 exons. Bases 420 to 2048 code for a protein of 542 amino acids. The record is from RefSeq and is a predicted model, not a curated record.
UGAACAAACACUCCUGCGGAUGUCGUGCGACCAAUGCAAAUUCUUGGAUCCAUAGGAGCAACAUGACAUCUAAAAACAGGCUCAGUGGCAUUCCCUGUUUGUAGCCACCUUUCCCAGACGCUGCAACGCCCUGGCAGGUGUUGUUUUUCCACGAUACCCUUACCAUUGUUAAUUGCCAUCACCACAUCUACCAACAAGGAACCACUUUGCACAAAGGGUGUGGGAGUGUGACGGGGCCUGCUGCUGUUGAACUGGGGAACAGUGGGAUGGAGAAAGUGUUGACCAGCCCGCUGUAGAGGAAUGUGGCUAAGCUGCGGGGAGUUGCAGAUCGGCUCAGUGUGACCAGGCGAAGAGAUCGAGGGGCUUUUACUGCUCUCACUGUGGCUUAUUCGUGAAAGGCCACGUUGACUCAGGUCUCCAUGGACUUGCUGCAGGACUACAGCCACAGUCACACCAUGAGGGGCCUGGACGUCCGACUGAAGGGCUUCCUGGAGCAGGUGAACAGGCUGCAGGAGGCCAACCAGCGGCUGGAGGCUCAGAUAGUCAACUGGGGCGUCAGAGGCACCUCACACUCUCAGGACUGGUCCAAGCAGGAACAGACUGUCAGUCAGCUGCGUGCACAGGUUGGUAAGCUGCUGAUGGAGAAUGCCCAGCUGGCAUUACAGUCUGACAGCAUGAAGUCCAGAGCUGCCGCCAUCCAGGCCAGGUGUGAGACGGAGGAGAGGAACACCAGGCACCUGGAGCAACAGGUAGCUCUCCUCCGGCAGUCAAAGAAGAAGGCAGAAGAGAGCAGCAUGACGCUGCAGGCAGACCUUCGACACUCCAUGACGGAGCUGCAGGAGUUGCACCAGCAGUUUGAGGCAGCCCGGGCUCUACAGCUGCAGCAGGCCGACUCGUGCGAUGCUCUGUUAGUGACGGCCACAGCAGCAGCAGCAGCAGCAGCAGCAGCAGGAGGAGGGGAGGAGGAGGAGGAUGGCACAGGGAUGGAGCUCACCCAGCUCCUCGACCGAAUCAGAGCGCAGUGCGGUCAGAGCAGACUUCCCAGCCCAGGGGAGAGACACCUUGGCCUGGGUGCCACGUCAAAUCCGCUCCCCGGCUUUGUCGGGCCUAGCCGGUCUGGAGCAGCAGCAGCAUCCAGAACACACAGAGGAGCUCUCAGUGAGGAGGAGGCAGCAUGGGCGCAGGUGAGCCUCGGCAGCGCCGUCCUGAGGGAGGCUCGGGCCGAGCUUGCUGAGGCCAGGAAGCAGUGGCACUCCCUGCAGGUGGAGAUUGAGACCCUUCAUGCCUUGGAGAAAGGCCUGGAGAGCUCCUUGCAGAACACCCAGCAGCUGUACUCCAGUCAGCUGCAGGACCUUUCCCAGGUGAUCACGGGGCUAGAGAGUGAGCUGGAGCAGGUGAGGAGCGGGCUGGCCACCCAGCGCCAACGCCACAGCCAACUCCUCAACACCAAGAUGAGGCUGGAGCGGGAGAUCGCCACUUACCGGCGUCUGCUGGAGCGCGAAGAGGGCAGGUACAUGAGUCGUAAUGGGCAACCAAUGGGUCUGCGGCCAUGGAGGUCUUUCACAGAGGAGCCAAAGGAGAACGGGCUAGAGAACAGUUUCAGUGACUCCGCUAUCACUCCGGACGAACCUAAGUCUGAGCCCCUGCCUGAAAUACCGUCACUCCUCCCAGCAGAAAAUGGGAUACAGAAAAGCAUUCUGCAUAGACAGCAAAGCCUUGUGAUACUCACAGAGCCGGAGCAAGAUAAAGACUUGCCAAUCGCCACUGUGAAGACUCAAGAGAUUCUUCAGGGCAACGUGGUGCGAGAGAGCGCAGAAGGUCACGGCACCAUCGAGACAGAGAAGAUUGACAAGGUGAUCAAACAGUGGGAGGGCUCUUUCUUCAGAGGGAAUCCCAAACUGCGGAAGAAGUCGGUGUCACUGCGCUUCGACCUGCACAUGGCCGCGGCAGACGAGGGGUGUGCCCAGACUAAACAAGACAGCCUCCCCGACGUGGAGGUGCGUCUCAUCAUGAAGAGAUCUCGCAGCAUCCCAACCAUCACCCAGUAACUCACCAUCACCAGGUUGGCCAGAUCAACACUGGCUUGCAGCUGUUUGCGGUACCACUGCUAAUGUUGAAGUUACAGAAAUAACAUCUGUGCCAUUGAUAUCUGGGAUAUUUCCAUCCAUUAACAUCAUGCUUAAUAUGAAUUUCAGAUCACAAUAUUCAUUGACUGAUGACUGAGAUCUCUCCCAUCAUACCUUGACUCUGGCAGGAUAUGAAUUACCCAUCAGGCUUUUGUGCUCAUCUAAUGGGGCCAUUUUUACAGAGGAUAACAAUUUAAUAUAUCACCAUCUUCUUCAUCAUCCCUGUAGAUGAAGAAAAAGUGACUCUCAGUACUGUUAAUAUUUCGGUAUGAGGUCACCAGACAAAAGAGAUUAUAUUGACCGUAUGACCCUGCUUAACUACAGCAUUUCAUUCUAAUUAACACGUGGUAUGGGAGGCCGAGUGCACAGGUACAGGGAAAUAAAUGGAGGUGUGGACUCACAGGUCACUGUGAGCUGCAGUGAACGAUCAGAGGGUGGAUUUUGUUCAUAUAUUUUCUUUAAGAGACUGUAUGGGGGGGCGUCCAGAAAAGGGGUAGGAUCUCUCUCCCGGUUAGCACUUCAUUUGUCACAGUUCCCACCUUCAGUUUAUCUCAACAGAUAGCAGAACAACACUGAAGUCAAAUAUAGAGAACGUUCCAUGUGAAAUGAAAGCUUCUGUGUACCGAGUCUUCAGUAAAUCGGACACAUUAUUUUGUUAUGUUUGCCAUAUUUUUUGGCAAUUCCUCUUGUGUUGUGUUGUGUUGUGUUGUUCGGUGUGAAAAUGAUUAUUCCAUUAACAUAUUAAGAUAUAGAUUGGAUCUUAUAUUCUUUGUGCACUUUUAGUUCUUAAAAAUGAAUUGUAACAAUUCAAUCGUGUUAUAUUACUGUAAGACUAUGUGGGGAGGGUGGUGCAAUAAUCUUCAGCCCCCCUUUCCCACCCUAAUGGUUUCUGUACAGUCCCUAAACGCUUGCACUGCGGACACAUAAAGCACUUAGAAGAACACUAAAGGUCUUUUGUCAUUGCAGCUCAUUCUCCAUGUGAUAAUGUAGCUUCAUUUUAUGAUGCAUUAUCCCAAAAAAGAAAUAAAUCAAUCAAUAAAUUAAGCUCACUGUGAUCUCAGCAACAGUGAGGCUCUUUUACUCACCAUUUGUCUCAGAGAAUUUCGAUUCUCUGUCUUAACCAGAGGAGGGCAGUAUUUGUAAAUAGUUAACAUUGCAGUGUAUCUUCAUUGCUCAACUCGGGUUGUGUAGCACACGUUACCUGUUACACAUAAGAUUCAGAGUUUUUAUGUUUAAGUUUUUGAGUUGGCACCAAAGAUAUUAGAGAUAGAAAAGGACCGUCGUGCUUUGCAUCUGGGUGCCUCCGAAUAUGUCGAAAAUAUUUAAAGAUAUUAUCUAUGCAGUUCUGUGCUUGACUUUGCUUUGCUUCAUGAAGCACACUCUUCAUUUUGGGAGCAACGUAACUUCAAAAUGAAGCAUUAUGCUUUUAUCAACAGUUUAUCAUUUCAAAUAAAAACAAAGAAUUAUGUGCA